AUGAAGACCUUCUCUUUGGGUCCCAUUGUUCUCCUGGCCAUCUUCUUCAGUGUCUAGUUUGUGGUUGUCACAUGUGGGAGUGACAUCCCUAUUCCCUGCUGCCCCAAUUUGAGCCACUAUGUGAUCCUGUGGCACUAGCUAUUCACUACAAAAACAGGUAAGCAGUUCUGUGUCCAGCCAGGGGCCACAUGGGUGCAGAGAUACAUCUCUCUGUUGAACACCUGA
Mastomys coucha (southern multimammate mouse) is the source of this 225-nucleotide messenger RNA. RefSeq names its product C-C motif chemokine ligand 26 (gene Ccl26). The record is from RefSeq and is a predicted model, not a curated record. Gene Ontology annotation, cellular component: extracellular region. Lineage: Eukaryota; Metazoa; Chordata; Mammalia; Rodentia; Muridae. The transcript is spliced from 3 exons. Gene Ontology annotation, biological process: immune response. Gene Ontology annotation, molecular function: chemokine activity.